AUGAUACAACGAUUAUAUGGAGGCAGUGCUCACAGAAUGCCAAUUCGUUAUAAUAAUGGAACAUGUAAAGAUCUUAUUAAUUCUUUCGAAUGUGAUUGCCCUAAAGGUUUCAUUGGAACAGACUGUAGAAUAAACGUUAAUGAAUGUGCUUCAUAUCCAUGUUCAUUUGGAUCAACUUGUAUUGAUCGUGUUGGAACAUAUGAAUGUAUUUGUCCAGAACAACGAUAUGGUCGACAUUGUGAAGAAGUGAUCAUUGAAACAGAACCAAAACCUCCAGCAUGUAAUUUUUAUGGUCGAAUUUAUGAUCAUAAUGACAAUUGGACUUAUAGUUGUCAACAAUGUCAUUGUAAUAAAGGACAAAUUAUAUGUACUGAUGAUUUCUGCGGAUAUUGGUCAUGUUUACAAAUUAUUGGACGAAAUGAUCGUUUCGCUUGUAAAAAUGGUGAAAUAUGUCAUAUUAUCUCAUCAAAUAGUUUGAAUAAUAAUGAUUGUUUUGUACCACCAUGUUAUUUACGUACAAUUUGUUUAAAUGCUAGUCAAUCAAUACAAGAACAAUUAAAACAAUUAUUACCUAAUUAUUAUUUUAAACAAUCAUUACCGGGUUGUCGACCAAAUAGUUUUAUAUUAAAUAAUCAUUGUGCUAGAUUAUUAUUACAUUUUUCUAAAUUACGUAUGUCAUAUUCAACGACUAUUGAUGAUAUAUGUAAUGCUGUAAAAAAUUUACCAUCAUUAAAAAAAUAUCAUCACUAUGGUAGUAGUAAUGGUGGCGGUGGUGAUGAUGAUGAUGGGGGUCGUGGGAAAUUGGAUAUCGGUAUAAGUUGUGAUAUAAAAGCUGGUUAUUCUAUAGAACAACAAAAUAUAAUAGAAGUAACACUUAGUUCAUUGAAUGAUCAAGUUCGAAUUGGUCCAGAUGGUAGAGAAUAUUCAUUUAUUCAUGAAUUAGCUAGAAAUUUAUCUAAAGAAGCUUAUUUAGCUGCAUCAACUAAUUUAAAAUUACGUAAAGAUAAUUUGAAACUAUUCAAUAGUGGGAGUGACAUGAAUUAUGAGUUUGCCAAUAAUGAUAGUAAUCAUGAUGAGGAUGAUGAUGAUGAUGAUGAUGAAAGCAUACCGUUACCGCCGAUGUCUAUGAUUUUAGGCACUGAUCAAUUAGAUGAUUAUUGGCAUAGAGUAUUGCUUGGUAUAGUCGAAAUUCAAGUUGAUACAAUGGUUGUAAAUGAAAAGGAUUUCGGUCCACGUUUAUUAGUUCCAAUAGUAUGUGCUACAAUCUUAAUUCUUGCAUCAAUAUGUAUCUUUAUAAUAUGUUGUUAUUCUCAAAGAAAACGUCGUGAACUUCUUAUGAAAUAUACAACAACAAUAGCGCCUAAUAAUGAACAAUCAUCAAAUUUAAUACAAGAUAUAUCAGAAAGUAAUAAUACAACAAAUCAUCAUCAUUUCAAGACUAUAACACAUCCGAUCAAUAUAACACCGACUAAUCAAAACUAUACUUCAUAUCAUCCAUCACAAUUAUUAUGUGAAUCAUCAUUACAAACAAGACGAUUUCUAUCACCAGAAUUUCAUGGAAGAAGACCAUUAGUUCAUAAUGAUAAUAAUAAUAAUAAUGGUAGUAAGAAGAAUAUCAAUAGUCAUAUUCCACCAGGAAUUUGUACAAUCAAUACAAAUCGUGUAAAUAUGAAUAAAUCCAGUGGAACAGUUGUGAUUUAA
Schistosoma curassoni is the source of this 1701-nucleotide messenger RNA. NCBI's taxonomy places the organism in Eukaryota, Metazoa, Platyhelminthes, Trematoda, Strigeidida, Schistosomatidae. The record is from the annotation of a GenBank genome assembly.